Messenger RNA from Sander lucioperca (pikeperch), 3783 nucleotides. RefSeq names its product thioredoxin-related transmembrane protein 2b (gene tmx2b). The record is from RefSeq and is a predicted model, not a curated record. The coding region runs from base 136 to 1047 and encodes 303 amino acids. The transcript has 8 exons. Gene Ontology annotation, molecular function: disulfide oxidoreductase activity. Gene Ontology annotation, cellular component: membrane-bounded organelle. NCBI's taxonomy places the organism in Eukaryota, Metazoa, Chordata, Actinopteri, Perciformes, Percidae. Gene Ontology annotation, biological process: brain development.
CGGCUACUGUUACUGGUAACGUUACGCCAAGACUGCUAGUGUCGAGCCAUUCAGCUAACUGUUUCAUCACUGGCUGCCUCGGUCUUUUCGGGGUCCAUUACCAGUUUUAGUUGUAGUGCGACAGUUAAAUAGAAAAUGGCUCUGCUAACGCCAUUAUUCGCUUUCCUGUACCACCUGCCGCAGGUGUACAAGUGGCUGCUGAAGCCCUACUAUAUAGCCUCUCUCUUCAUGUCUAUUGCCUUUCUAGCUAUCCGCAAGACCCCUGGCAUCUGCGACCAUCUGGCUACACAGCGAGAGGACGGCAACUCCUGCGACUUCGACUGGAGGGAGGUCGAGAUCCUCAUGUUCCUCAGUGCCAUCGUCAUGAUGAAGAACAGACGAGCAAUAACGGUGGAGCAGCAUUUGGGCAACAUCAUCCUGUUUAGCAAAGUGGCCAAUGUCAUCCUGUUCUUCAGACUGGACAUCAGGAUGGGACUGCUCUACCUGACACUCUGCAUAGUGUUUCUGAUGAUCUGCAAGCCUCCUCUUUACAUGGGACCAGAGUACAUCAAAUACUUCAGUGACAAAACCAUUGAUGAUGAGCUGGACAAAGACAGUCGUGUGACGUGGAUUGUUGAAUUUUUCGCCAACUGGUCUCCAGAGUGCCAGUCCUUUGCUUCGGUCUAUGCUGAUCUUUCUCUCAAGUAUAACUGUUCUGGUCUCAAGUUUGGCAAAGUGGACAUUGGACGUUAUGGAGAAGUUUCCAAAAAGUACAAGGUGUCUACAUCUCCGCUGUCCAAGCAGCUUCCAUCCUUGGUGUUGUUUCAGGGAGGGAAGGAGGUGAUGCGGCGCCCCCAGGUGGACAAGAAGGGUAGAGCCGUAUCCUGGAGCUUCACUGAGGAGAACAUCAUCCGAGAGUUCAACCUGAACGAACUCUACCAGAAAUCCAAGAAGCUCAACAAGACCAAAGAAGACAAGGUCAGCGAAUCCCAGUUCCCGCCGGUCCCCGAGGAGGAUGAGCCUGAGCAGCAAGAGGUGGUGGAGUCUGAAUCCAAGAAGGACAAAUAAGACGGUUCGUAUCACUCAGCUUCCAACCCUGGAUGAAAUGUGCGGGUCCAGGUCAGCUCCUCCUCCUCCUCUUCCUCCUACUCCUCCUGCUCCGCCUGCUCUCUCAUCUUCAAAGUGAAUCAGAACAGGGCUGGCGUCGCUGCGGAUCAUCACGAGAUUUUCAAAUCACCACAGUACUUCUGCCUCCCUUCAGCACCAUUAACCCUAACCCCAGUUAAACCCAGUAAUUCAACACAGGUGCAUCUACUCAGUCUGUUUUCCCUCUAUGAAAGAGCAAAGAGAACAAGUGUGUACUUUAGCAGAGGAGCAAACUGGGACUCAGUAAAGGAGCUUUUUUGGGGGGGUUGUAAUGCUCAAACCUGGCCCAGUAUAAUGCUGUAAGGCCUGGAAAUGUGCUGUGCAGACCUGCCAUGUGCACUGGGUUAUAAAGUCUACACCACACAUUUCUGAUGGUUAAAGCUGUGAAGUCUGAGUGACUGCUAAUUUAGGAGUUCUUAAUAAUUAACAGUAAGGGAUCAGUGAAUGUGAUGCUACUUUGUUCUAGAUUCUUUUUAUGCAGCUAAUUGAAUUAGAUAAAUGUAGAUUUUUUUUUAAAAAUCAGAAUAAGUGUAUAUUUAUGUAAACUAAGUUAUAACUCAGUGGUACACAAAAAGUCGUUAAACUGGUGUUUUUGGUUUGUAGUGAGAGCUGCAAUAUGGGAGCACUUGUUUAACAUCAACACAUCUGCAGGAGUCGGGUGGUGCUACUCAAGUUGACUAAUAGUUCAUAGUACAGCUUCCCUAUUCUUCCCUCACAGACCAAACUACACUCCGUCAUUCCAUUCAUUUCAUAUUAAUGUAUUUUUAUGGAUCCCAACUCACUUUUUGUUUGUUGUUUGUUUUGUAUGCAGUGUAUGUGCCUCUCAGAGAGAUCAACAGUCAUUCAUGCCAUGGCUGACUUGGGAGGCAUUUUCUUGUUUGAAAACCCUUUCAGGUUUUCUACCAAAUGGGUUGCACUUUUAUUUUUCACUAUUUCUAUGUUGCCAACAAGGUAACCAGUAUUGUUAUGUUUUUAGAAGCAAGCAGUGCUCAAGCCUUAGCAUCCACUGGCACUCACUGUUUAAUAGCUUCUCAACCCCCGGUUGCUUCUGUAACAUUGACCGUUUAUUUGAGGAAAAAAAACACCACGUCCUCAACAUAGACAGAAACAGAAAAGUCAGCAAUUCCUUUAAGUAUGGAAAGUAAGAAGUGGGCCUGUCUACCGUCUUGGUCAAGACUACAGUAUUAGUUCAAAUACUACUCCAAUAAUAUUAAACAUACUCACUACAGAUUGUUGACAGUAUUAAUCGGAUGUCAUGACCUCAGACUGCAUGUUCAACGACAGCCAAUCUGCCAAAUAUUUGGCACAAUAGUUAAAAUGAGUCAGGGGUGACAAAUCCUGGGUUACAAUGAGUCUUGAUCCUUAUUUUCUCAGUUUUAGAUAUAGAUAUUAUAAAUGAUUUGAUCUCCCGUUGCUGCGUUCACUAAUGGCAGCGUCUACUGUAACUUUAGACCCAGGCGCGUUCCUACAAAGCAAUCCUAAAACAGUUGACAUGAAAAGGGUCUGAGUGAGGAGCCAUGCUCACGCUGGGGCUUUGGUCAGUCUGACUGAAACAUCUGGGCAACUAUUAGAUGGAUUGCCAUAUAAUGUUGUACAGACAUUCAUUGUCUUCAGAGGAUGGAUCCUACUGACUUUUCAUCGAGGGCCAUCCUCAGGUCAAAAUCAAAAUGAGUCCGAUACUUUGGUUUAUGACCAAAUACCUGCAGAACUGAUGACAUUCAGUUCAGCCUCUGCUGUACUUAGUGUUUUACUGCUAAUCAGCUAAUGUUAGCACGCUACACACUAAACUAUGAUGGUAACCAUGGUAGACAUUAUACCUGCUAAACAUUAGCAUGUUAGCAUGCUGAUGUUAGCAUUUAGUACAAUUUUUUUUGUAUUGCAAAUGAAAUCUAACAAAUAUCGAUAUAUCAGUCAGAAAUGAUCCACGACCCCGUCUUCAUAUUGGGUGAUUCCCAAAGUGGGUCCCGAGGCUGGGGUUGAGAAGCUGGGUCACCUGAACGCACCACAGGUAUAUUGGAUGUGUGAAUGCUGGCAGCGACACAGUUCCAUCAUUAGACGGUAGCACGAUACUGGUACGUGUGAUUGUGCAUGUGUGGAUCCAGAACUGACUCUGCUUUUUUCCAUUCAGAUUCUGAAGUCAUGUUAUCAGAUGAUGUCAAACCAUGCACUCAUGCACUGCACCUUGUUUGGCUGAAUACUGCACACAUCUUAUAUUCUACAAACCUGUGAUCAGCACGGUGAUGAAGUGAGAGCAUGUUAGAGAGCAUGGCACCACAUCACAUUCAUACAUCCACUAUUGUGUUUUAGUGGUUUCUUUGGACCAAAAUAACAAGUUUUUGAGGCAUUUCAUUUAAUUUUCCUGCUUUCUUGCUAACUUUCCUAAUAAUGAUUUUGAGCUGUUUUUCCCACACAUACACUGUAAAAAUGAGCUUUUUGAGUUUAUUCUUAAUCACUUUAUUACUAAAACUGUUUUGUAUUGUACUCUUCUUGUGAAAUUGAUUUGACCUUUUGACCUUUUAGUUAUGUUGCAUUUCAUAUGAGCUGCAUUCCACGGCUUAUGUAUAUCGGCUCCUGUACUUGGAUGGAGACGUCUGCUGAGAAGACCUCAGAAGUCGGGCCUGUUUUGUUAUUCAUGCAAUAAAACAAUGUGCACGUGAA